This is a messenger RNA of Aspergillus ibericus CBS 121593, 1722 nucleotides long. RefSeq lists its product as uncharacterized. The transcript has 3 exons. Gene Ontology annotation, cellular component: P-body. The record is from RefSeq and is a predicted model, not a curated record. Gene Ontology annotation, biological process: nuclear-transcribed mRNA poly(A) tail shortening; regulation of mRNA stability. Gene Ontology annotation, molecular function: protein binding; translation repressor activity; mRNA binding. Bases 1 to 1722 code for a protein of 573 amino acids. NCBI's taxonomy places the organism in Eukaryota, Fungi, Ascomycota, Eurotiomycetes, Eurotiales, Aspergillaceae.
AUGUCCGGCUUCCCGUCUCCUCUGUCAUCUCGCAGCAUCCGUCCUUCCUCGGAAGUGUACUUCAAUCAGCAGUCGCAGGCAAACAACGCGGAGGAUCCGUUGGACCGUGCGGCUCAGCAGUGGCUGGCAGACAUUGAUCAGUACGAAACCACCCUGGAAGAGAUGGCUGCCGCCACCCUGGAUCAGGACUUCAAGGAUGAGCUCAGUGCCAUCGAGCAGUGGUUUCGGGUGCUCAGCGAGGCGGAGAGGACGGCUGCCCUCUACGCUCUGCUGCAGCAGACCACCCAGGUGCAAAUCCGCUUCUUCAUUCAGGUCUUGCAGCAGAUGGCCAAGAGCCAUCCCAUGUCGGGCCUGUUGUCCCCCGCGAACUUUGGCGAGAAGGAUGCCAUGUCUAACCGUCUGAACGAUGCCAUGUCCAAGUUGAACGUGGAUAGUUCCCGGAAUUCUCUCGGUCGCCCCCCGCCGUCUCCGGGUGCCAAGCGCAACUCCGGACUCGACCCGUCCACGAUCAAUGCCAUGUUCCCGGAUGCUGCAGCUGCCAUUGCGAAGAAGAAGGCCGAGUUCACCCAGCAGACGGGCAAUGCUCCGCCCUCGAACCGCAACAGUGCCGUGUUUGACCGGACGUCCUUCGUGGCCCCCACGAUCUCCGCUCCGGACAGCAACACCGAUAGCCUGGGCCAGCCUCCGGUCUCUCCCUGGGCCCAACGCGGUUCCGAACCUCAACCUCCUAUCGCCCGACCCAAGUCAUCCUCUGGCCACCAGCCCAUGGGCCAAUUCAGCCAGACUCCGUCGAGCCUGCGCUCUCCGCUCCCUACGCAAACGGCCACGAUUCCGGCCCCUGAGAUUGAUGCUCCUUUGCUCUCGCCGUACAAUGUUGGGAAUGCCAGCUGGGCCUCCAUGACCAACACCCCGAUGACGGCAACUUUCGGUCAGCAACCGCAGCAGCCCCAGCAGAACUCGCAGGCCGAUAUGGUGGCCAACGCGACUGCCAUGAAGCUGGCCGCCCUGUCCACCGUGAACAACCGGAUUGCUCUGGAUGACGCUCGUAAGUACCGUCGGGCUCGGUCCAACGACGGUCAGGGCAAGAACUCUGCGAAUGCCAGCCACGCCAUGUCGGGUGGCCUGGCGAGCCCGGGCCUCCCGGGCCACAACCACCACCUCGUCGCUGGACAGCUGUUGAACACGCAGCAGCUGGCGGCCUUGCAGGCCCAGCAACAUGCCGCGAUGGCGGGUCGUCGCUCCCGCCCGACGUCGCCGGGCAUUGCCAUGCAGGGUGGCGGACUCGGUCCCAUGGGCUUCACCUCGCCGCAGAACAACGGUUUCCUGGCGGCGUAUGACCCCAACAACCCGCUCAUGGGCAACGGACUGAGUGCGCUUGGCAUUGGGCAAUUCGGGCUGGGUGGACCCGAGGGCUAUCUCUCGGACCACUCGGAGGUUGCUCGCGGCCGGUCCCCGCGUGGGCGUCGCGGUAGCUCGAAGCCGCCGGAGGACCCUACCGACCCUACCCUGCUGAAGGACAUCCCCAGCUGGCUGAGAUCGCUGCGGCUGCACAAGUACACGGAGAACCUGAAGGAUUUGAAGUGGACGGAACUGGUUGAAUUGAACGACAAGGCGCUGGAAGAACGCGGUGUCAAUGCUCUGGGCGCCCGAAACAAGAUGCUCAAGGUUUUCGAGCAAGUUCGGGAAGCCAAGGCGGAGGGCAAGCUUGACAACAUUGCCUAG